UCUGCUAGUGAAUUUAACGCUCGUAUUAGCUCUGCCGCCGCCAUUUUUCCAACACCUCAAAACCAUAGACUGUAAGCUCAAAACACGUAACAUAGCCAUAACAUGUUAUGUUUACCUGUUGCCGAGCCCCGCCUUGAUGCAGUGAUUGACAGGGCGGGAGGGGGCGGGGCAGGGGCGUGAUCGGCUCGGAAUGCAUUUUCAAUGUGCACAUUGAAUUUUGCUACAGUCAUUGCGGGAUAUUUAAUGAAAAAUCAAUCGCAAGUGUCUUGACUGAGGAGGAGAGUUCUGGCCUGUCAUAUGACUUAUAUGAGCGCAGGUUUAUUAAGGUCGAGCUUAUAGUGCUGCUGAUCCGGUCUGCCUGCUCAGAGAAACCACCCACUCGUCACCAUGGCUUUCCGCGGUUGUUUGACUAUGUUCUUGAUUCUGCUGAGUGGUAUUGUGUAUGCUCGGAAAACAACUUUCUCUACUAGCGAAGUCUCCCCAGUCAUAACUGGUUCUCCAACUCACUCUGUUCAUACUAGUAGAACAACAGGAGCUCCAACUACUUCAUCUCACAAUACAACCAAUUCUACCUCUGAAGCGCCAACUACCAGCAUUCACAAUACGACCAAUUCUACCACUGAAGCGCCAACUACCAGCAUUCACAAUACGACCAAUUCUACCACUGAAGCGCCAACUACCAGCAUUCACAAUACGACCAAUUCUACCACUGAAGCGCCAACUACCAGCAUUCACAAUACGACCAAUUCUACCACUGAAGCGCCAACUACCAGCAUUCACAUUACGACCAAUUCUACCACUGAAGCGCCAACUACCAGCAUUCACAAUACGACCAAUUCUACCACUGAAGCGCCAACUACCAGCAUUCACAAUACGACCAAUUCUACCACUGAAGCGCCAACUACUGAGCACACUAAUGUUACAACAGCCCCGACGACGACUCCAGUCCUCAACCCAACUGUUGGAAACUACAGUGUCAGGCAUUUCGCCAAUUCCUCAGCCUGUCUUUUGGCAAAGAUGGGCCUCCAGUUCAGCUUCAAAACAAGUGUGAAUGCCAGCCUUCAGACUAUUAAUCUUGACCCUAAUGUAACCACAGCAAGUGGAACCUGUGGAAGUGGUGAUUAUAAUUCUUCUCUUAUGCUGAAGUCGGAAAAAAUCACAGUUCAGUUUAUUUUCACAAAUGUUUCACAAACAUUCCACCUGCAUGCUUUGAUGUUCUCUCUUGAUCUUGGAAAUGAAGGCAUUUUCAAUGAAUCCAAUACUAAUCUGACUCUCUGGGAGGCAUCUGUUGGCAGCUCCUACAUGUGCAAGAAAGAGCAGAGUUACAACAUUUCAGACAAGCUUACCAUCAACACAUUUGAGCUACAAGUGCAGCCUUUUGCAGUCCAGAAGGACAUGUUUAGCACAGCCCAUGAAUGUUCAAUGGAUGACACCAGCCUAUUAAUCCCAAUCAUUGUUGGUGCCUCUCUGGCCGGUUUGAUUUUCAUUGUUGUGAUUGCAUACGUGAUUGGUCGACGAAGGACCUAUGUUGGAUAUCAGACGCUGUAAUGCACCAAAAUCACAAUCAAGUGUUUCAAGGGACACAACCUGUUCCUGGACCAUUGAAGAUCAUUUUUUGUAUUUGUGCAGUCUCUAUUGGCAACUGAUUUGUGGCCACAAAAGUAAAGUUAUUUUGUCCUUGUGUGGUCAAUAAAUCCACCAACCCUUAAACUGCAAAACAUUUAAAAUCUGAAUAUACAGUGGCAUUCCAGGACCAGGACUCCCUAUUCCCAAUACUCCUGUUUUUGUCAUGUGUUUGUUGCUUUCACCGUUUUGUUUUGAGAAGUGCAUGGUCUUUCCUUUUUUUGGGGGCCUUUGAGCCAGUAAUUGUUAUCGGUGCUCUUUAAUGCAAAUUAGUGCUACAGUCAUCGGUCUUUGUACCAUUAUACUAUUAAUGACUUAAAACAAAAAUACAAUUUCUUUCCAUAACCCUAGGUCAUUGAGACCAUUCAAUUGUUCACACUGCUCUGCAUCAGACCCUGCACUUGCUUCCUUUUUUAAUUUUUUUUUUGUUUUCUUUAAUUCAUGCUCAUUCGAUAUCUUGCAUACAAAUUGUGUCGGAGACUGGUCAAAACUACAAUUGUUUUGUAUUUGCUUGUUUUGCAGUGUUUAGGUUAAAUAUUAAGUAAUCUCCGAGUUUGUUACUCUGUACUAUAGUGAUGGGACAGGGAUGAUCACACCUCACAUUUAUUGAGAUCAGGUGGUUUUGUAUUAUGUAAGCAGGCCUAUGUUCAUAGCUGCUGUGUGGUGAAAUUGCUACAGAGAGAACCUCUAAACAUGCUGGCCAACCAGUGACAGCCCUUGAAAUUCUAGAACAAGAAAAUGAAUGAUUACUACUUUAAAUGCUCCCAAGCAUUUCAGAAAAGCAGACUGACAUAGAAGUGCAGUGGUAUUUUUGACUGCCUGCAAAGCAAAGAAAUGCUUUCAAGCAUUUAAAUCCUGUUACUGAAUACUUUAGAUGGGGUAUUUGGGAACCCCUUUUGUUUAGUUUUUAAAGGGAAUACUACAGAUUAAGAAUGGAUCAUAUCCGUACUCAUUAACUUCCAGAUAACUAUUGUAGUCUGAAUUAUACAUGCUGCUUAUCGCAAACUGUGAAGUUGUAUUUGCUAAAUGAGGAAUUUUUCAUCUCUUUGAACCCUCUUGUCUAGAGUUGUAGUGGCUUGAAUAAUUUUGAAUGCAUAUGCAAGUUUGUUUUUUUUCAUGUUACAUGGAUUGGAUUGGUUUGGCUUUUCAGAGUAAUAUUCUUUGCUUUUCUUGUGGUCCUUGAUAUUCUUAUCACAAAUUGCAUUUUUGCCUGAUUAUUGUCACUGCUUCAGUUUUAUUUAUUUUUUUGUUUUUCACUGUUCAUGCACUUCUAAUUUAGGCUAUGCAAUACCUGCACAGAAUCUGUUGUAAGUUUGUUAUUUUUUUCCUCUGCACUAGAACCAAGACAUUUCAUUCUCAAGACAGGUUACUGGUAUAUGUGUGCCUUGCUUAUUGAAAUUACUUUGCUUGCCCUCCAAUCAGUUACAAAAUAUAACUUGCUCAAUGAAGUUGGAUUUUUAAGAUGUUUUCUGAAUGCAGACUUGAUUUGUGUAAAGGGACUUUUUCUGACUGCCCUAAAACUUGAUGUGUUUAAUACGAUUUGUUUUGCAAAUGAAAAGACUGCUUUGUCAACCUUUUAAUGGGCUUUUAGCUGCAAUAAAUGAAGAUGAUUGUGUAUACAUUGAACUAGUGUGUGCCAUCUUUUCAGUCCUUUGCAGAAAUUACCAUGAAGUUGUUUAGAGUUGUUAAUACAGUUUUAUUGUAUUUUGUCCCAGUUAGGUUUCAUGUAUAGAAUUAAUUGUAUGAUACAUUUUCCCCUUUUAGUUUUCUCUUGUGU
Messenger RNA from Xyrauchen texanus (razorback sucker), 3400 nucleotides. Its product is annotated as lysosome-associated membrane glycoprotein 2-like. Gene Ontology annotation, biological process: autophagosome maturation; cellular response to starvation; protein targeting to lysosome involved in chaperone-mediated autophagy. The coding region runs from base 388 to 1548 and encodes 386 amino acids. Lineage: Eukaryota; Metazoa; Chordata; Actinopteri; Cypriniformes; Catostomidae. The record is from RefSeq and is a predicted model, not a curated record. The transcript has 7 exons. Gene Ontology annotation, cellular component: autophagosome membrane.